This is a messenger RNA of Stegostoma tigrinum, 4272 nucleotides long. It is a transcript of the gene hs1bp3, whose product is annotated as HCLS1 binding protein 3. Gene Ontology annotation, molecular function: phosphatidylinositol binding. Bases 297 to 1424 code for a protein of 375 amino acids. The transcript is spliced from 7 exons. NCBI's taxonomy places the organism in Eukaryota, Metazoa, Chordata, Chondrichthyes, Orectolobiformes, Stegostomatidae. The record is from RefSeq and is a predicted model, not a curated record.
AUUGGCUGAAGAGUAACAGUCAACCCAUUGCUUUAAUUGCUGUCGGGCGUGGCCCGAUCGCGGUGGGGGAAAUUCGCGAUCUGCUGAGCUUAAAGAGCUGAGAUGGUCUUUGCAAUUGAUCAGGACGUGGGCAGUGUUUGGAGUUUGACCCUUGAAGGGCUGGACGGGAUAGUCAUUGCCUUUUCUACCCAGAUCCCGUGAUUGUCACAAGGCGAGAGCCUUGUCCUGAAACCCUAGUAGCGUACACACUCUAUCUUGUUACCCCGGACCCUGAGAGGAGACUCAGCUCCAACAACAUGCCUGAAGCUCUCAUCACUUCCAGGUCAAUCCAGAACUUGCACACAGGAAUAGACCUGGCAGUCCCAGAGUACCAGGAAAUCCAUGGCAAGCUGAUGUCAGGCCAUGUGGAGUAUCAAAUUGUCGUUGUCACUCAGCUAGCCUCCUUCAAGUCUGCAAAGCACAAGGCUAAAGAUGUUGUUCAGUUAGUGGUACCCAAGAAGUACAGUGAGAUUGAUGAUUUGUAUCAAAAGCUGAGCAACCAGUAUCCGAAUGCAAAACUGCCCCCCAUGCCUCGAAAGGUUUUAUUUGUAGGGGAGGCUGAUAUCAGGGAAAGAAGAGUCAUUUUUGAUGAAAUCUUCAGAUUCAUUGCUAAGGACGCAACUCUUGCAUCAAGUCCUGAAUUGUUGGAUUUCCUAGGAGCAAAAACGAAAGACCUUGGUGACUUGAAAUUUAAAACUAGAAAUUCUACAGAUGAGGAAUUGCAAGAAGAUGGAGAUGAUUCUGGAGAUUUCUUCAACCAAGAGACCUCUGAAGAUGUUGGAGUGCCGAGAUCAUUUAAAUCUCUUCUUCCUACUGAAGAGAAGAUUGAAGAAAUUUCUGAUCCCCUGGGAGUUACUAGCUACAUUUUGAAGAAUACAGAGGCUUCAAACCAGGAAGCUAAACCAAAGCUCUCACUUUUUGAUGAGGAAGUAGAUGCUGACGCUAGUCUUUUCGAGCUGGUGAAAAAUUUCACCACCCCAGCCAUGAAGAAAUCCUUUUUGAAUGAUGCUGCUUUCAGAUUAUUUGAGGAUCCAGACUUGGGUGGAACUGUCCAAGCUAAUGACCCUUUAUUACUUCCAGCUGCUUUUGAUCUCCAAGCUGGUGCUGCAAAUGUAAACUUUGAUGAAAGCACCGAAGAAUUAUUCAGGGUUGAAGAUGACUUGGAUAAGUUAUUGAAGCUAAGUUCCAGCAACAAAACCAAGCCAGGUGUACCACCCAAGCCAAGUGUACCUAAAAAGACAGAGUCCUCACCUGAGAUAAGGAACAAUCCUGCAGCAGAACACAGUUCCUUUAAAAGCAAGGCAGCUGACAUGGAUGAACUGGAUAUUCUGAAGUACAUUCAAGAGAAUGAGAAAUUGAGUAGUGACACACUCGAUCUCUUUUGAACAGGCUGUCCAGCAGUAUCUCGCAACUGCAUUAAGUAUUAACCCUCUAUGACCUACCAGCAAAACAUCAUAAGCUCCAAAUGCACUAAAACAAUCUUCAGCAAUAUUCAGUUUUACCCAUGGAUGGAAGAGGCUUAAAUAAAAUUGCUACUUUUAUGUUUCUGAGGCAAAGAAAAGGUUUUAAAAUCGCUGAAGUUUCUGAAUUAGAAAAUAAGGGUUCCUGCUCAUAGUUCAGAGAUGGGAUCAUAAAAUUAUAAGCAAGAGAGCUACAAUUUGUUUGUUUUCCCCCAUCGAAGGUCGUGAUAGCCAGGUAAAUGCAUUGGCUGGGUGACCAUGUAAAUAGACAAUAUAUAUGCAGCAAGAAUAUAAGAGAAGGUUCUACAAUCUUGUAAGUCUCAAAGAAGUGAUGCCUUUAUUUGUUUUUAAAAGAAAGAAAUAAAGAAAUUUCUGAUGGCAUAUAGCCUUACAAAUUAAGACCUUUUUUGGAAAUUCAAAAAGAAAAAUAUCCAUGUGUCUUGGCAUUAUUAUCAGUUCUAAAUGUCAGUUUGCAGUAUCCAUUAACAUUUGGGUAUUGAACUCUCCCAUCUACAAUUGUUUAUGUCAAGGUCAGAAAUGAAUGUACAUAUCUAUCUGUUGGAGAGAGGCUGUGGCUCAGUUAUUACUUUGAUCUUCAGACCCCAGCCUGUACUUUCAGUUCAACAAAUGAUGUUGUGCAGGAGGUAGGAGCCAUAUUAAAAUAUAGGAGCAGCAUUAGAAAUGAAAAUAGGCUGGGACUGGAGAAAGCUUGCGUCUGGAUCAAAUAGAAGUAUCCCUGUUCCUCUCCAGCAAUAUUUAUUAUAAUGUAGCUUUCUCUCCGGCUUAAUUAAAACUGUAGAGAAAUUCAUCCACAUGUAUGAGGUAAUAUAAAGUAUAGAUAUAUAUAAUAUGUGGCAGUAGCAGUUUUUCUAUUCCACUUAACUGCUAAAUAUACAGUGUUUUUUGCGAGAGGUUUUGUACGUAAUGAACUUUGAAUUAAAAAUUGCAUUAGAAUGUGUGGGUUAACUUGUUCAACAUACCAAUGGAGUAUAAUAAAGUAUCUUGUACGAGUCAAUGUAAAUAGGAGGAUUACAUGUUUCCCGUUGGUUUUGCAAACUUGGGUGGAACAGGUUCUGGUUUCGUUACGAGCCUAUGAUGAGUCACCGGAUCUCAGCGAGAUGGAAGAAAGGGCAUCGCACUGGUUUUUGCCACCUGAAGUCGGGGGAACUUGGGCAGAUGUUUAAUUCUGAAUGAUCCUGCACUUGCUUGCAACCCCUACCCUUCCCCUCACCCCCUGCUCCCUCCACGAAGACACAAAACCAAUGUCACCAAUGCAACUCUUGCACUGUUUCUCCCAAGGUGUAUGACAAUAUCAUACGCACGGAUGUAAAGUGAAGGGGUGACUGGAAUUGUAACUGAGUAGAGAUUCCAGUUUCAUAUGAAGUGAAAAUAUGAUACAGAUGAAAAAGCCUUCUUUCAAUGUUUUCAUGAUGUUCUUAAAAGGCAGAUUGGUUUCCAAAUUCUUGAAUAUGAUUUAAAUGUUGUUUUAUGUGAAGGAUAUUCACUUAGUCAUUGUGGUAUAAGAACAUGAAGGUGAACUUGAGUGCUAAUUCCUCAUCCAAAUGUAUUGGAGGAUGGUUUAUUUUUCUUUUUUUAAAAAAAAUGACGUGCUAUCCAGGCUAUUGUUUUCAAAACUACUGAAUUCAACAAUCAAAAGUAACUUAACCAGUGCCUACUUGCCCACAGGGUGACAAAUGUAGUGAGAAAAACUGUAGUCACACUUGUCUUAUGUGGUCCUUUAUCCAUAAGCUCAAUAACAGGCAAUGGGCUGUGAAUCCACAUUUGUCACACCUUACCCAGAGCCAAGCCUUGUGUGAAUGUAGACGGGGAGUAUAGAAAGGCUUUCUAAAUCAGUGUAUCCUGCCGAUUUAUCUGCCAGCCAAAACAGGAGGUGGGUUGAGAAUUAACUGACAGCUGCCUGUGGAUAGAGGCAGAGAAACUAAAGCUCCUUUUAUAUUGCAUCAGUGUCAGAAAGAUAGCUGCAGUAAGACGGCCAGUUUUGUCAAGGUGGGCAGCUCAAAGUGCUUUGCUUUGAUAAGUGCCAUUUUCCAGUAACCUUCCAGUCUUAACAUAUCUAUUGCCCACAUGAUUAGAGCAAAUGCUCAUGUUUCUUUAGGUUAUCAACUGUCAGAAAAAUUUGACUGGAGUUUGAUUCAUGUAAAAUUAAACAGUUGUCUUCCAGUUGGAUGAUGUGUGAUAGGUACUGCUGACCCUGUGUUGAUGUUGUUAGUUCCACUGCAACACCUGACAAUUGUGGUGAAUGUCGCUGAAAAUCCAAUACAUUUUUGUAAAAUUAAAUUUUGCAUCACCUUCAGACUAACAACUAUACUCUGUCCUGAUGAAAUAUUCAUUUUGAAUAUGCAAUGCUAUAAGAAAAGGGUAAAAAUAAUGAAGCAUUUUGAUUAUUGUCAGCAUUGACUUUUUAAUUAGGGCUAUAAGAAAUCUAAAUUGAGACAAAACUGUCAAAAGCCCUCUGGACUUCUUGAUUUGUUACUAACUGUAUGUUGAACAUGUACAAAUUUGGGAAGGGUACUCUGCUUAAACUGGUAUAAUUAUAUAUAAUCCAUAGGGAAAAUUUAAUGAGUAACUGAUUAGAGAUUUCCUUUGUGCAAGCAUUUCUGAAGCUAUUCUCUGAUCUGUUUCUUUCUCCCCUCGAUGUAAUGUACUGCCUGGACUGAACUAAGUUUUCCUGUGUGUAUAACUUAUUUUCUGUGGACAGUACUUUAGGGCAACUAAAGUGCUUCUAAACCUAGCAAGAUGUAUUUUAAUAAAA